Molecule: messenger RNA, 1555 nt
Organism: Neomonachus schauinslandi (Hawaiian monk seal)
Lineage: Eukaryota; Metazoa; Chordata; Mammalia; Carnivora; Phocidae
Gene: IL17REL
Product: interleukin 17 receptor E like
Exons: 16
Coding region: 44-1555 (503 amino acids)
Molecular function (GO): interleukin-17 receptor activity
Source: RefSeq, a predicted model, not a curated record
GGCAAGGAGCAGCUUCCCCAGGGCAUCCUGCAGUCUCACCCCCAUGCACGCCGGCCAGAUGCUAGCUGGGCCAGCCGUAGUGUUCCUUUCCCUGACCUGGAGCACUUACCACAGCCUGGCUGUCCCCCAGAUUGCAGAAUGUGGCCUCUCCUGUUCUCAGGGCUUCACCUGCAAGAGCCGAGUGAGCCGGAACAUUUUUAACAGCUUCUGCCGGCAACCCCCCACGUCCAUGUCCCCGUCGGUCCUGGAGGCCCUGACACUCUCCACGGCCAUGAAGUGUGCCCCCCACAAGGGCUGCUCCCUGCUCCUGCGCGUGCAGGCUUCCCUCACACUGCAUGAGAGCCUGCGGGGCUUGGAGGCCUGCUCCAUGAAUCUCGACACCCAGGAGACUCAGUGUCAGAGUGUGAGGGUCUCCAGGGCCUCCCGUCGACGGCAGGUGGGGCGGCAGCUCCAGGUGCAUUUUGAUUGCUUCGAAGUGAGUGUGGCUCAGAGCCUCUACGUCACCCUGAGGACCGUCCCCCACUUCUGUGGGGUCCAGCUGGACCAGCAGUACCAUGUGGAAGACUGCAGAGACGAGGACGUGGGGAGGAACGUGCCUGUCUGCUUUGCCGAGAAGUUCUCCUACUGGGUGGACCGCAGCCGCAAGGUCAUUCUGGUCCAGGUGCCCGAGGCCCCCGGGGCCCCCGACUACUACGUCCGGCUCUGCCUCAAGUGGUUCGCCUGCGAGGAUGUGGGUGCCCCCGUGCGGGUGACAGUGAACAGGAUGUCCCGCACCGUGUCUCUGCCCUACAGUCAAGAACUGCCCUGCCUGUGCCUUGAGGGCUGGUCUGCGACCCCUGACGCCGUGCGGAUGCAGGCCUGUCCCUUCGAAGAUGAGACACAGGCCCUGUGGGACGCCAUCCGCUACCACCCGGGGGACCAGGCACUGAGCUGGGAGCCUGCCUGUCCCGUGAGUGGUCACGUGAGCCUGUGCUGGCGCCCGGGGCCAGGGGCCCUCUGCCACAGCCUGGAGCACUCCGGCCGGCCGGCGCACGGCAGGGUGCAGUACCCGCUGGUGGACACACAGCCCCAGCUCUGCCUGAAGUUCUCCACCAGCCGGGGCUUCUGGGUGAGGUGCCCUUUCCACGAGCGAGGCUUCCAAGCCUGGAAGAUGACCGUCCAGCCAGCAGCUUCUCAGGGCCACCUCCGGGUCACCUUCUUCUCGCCCAGCGCUGCCCAUUUCCAGGUGCACCUGUGUCGCCAGAGGAAGUCACGGCCCCCCGCCUGCCGCCCGGCUCUCCUGGCCACAGCCCGCCCCUUGGCCUCAGGGGACCUCACGGCUGACCCUGUGGUCGCCUUUGUGAACAUUCCCAGGGACAAGGCAUGUGUGCCCGGCACCUGCAUCCAGGGCUGGAGGACCGAUGUGCUCUUCUCCGCCCCCCAGCAGCUCUGUGACCUUCAGUGCAGUGAGUGCCCCCGCUGGGUCUCGGGCCCCAGGGCUGCGGGAGGCCGAGGGCUGGACUCCAACCUCAGCUCCGAGCCUGAUCGCUCUGCCACCCAGGGGACAGCAGACUGA